UUUACAGCCAUAAAUGUGCAGCCAAAGAGACAGUCAGUCACUUCCUCCACCAGCAAACAGCCUCAACACUCUGCACAUCAAUUGCUGUUUUCUGUGGUCUUCGCCAAGGAAAACUGAAAAUUUUCAAGAAAUUUCAUGGUGUCAGAUGGUAAAAAGCAGGUCGACAACUGAGUCCAACACAUCAUGGAGAACAGUUCCAUCAGUUUGGAAUCCAUCCAGGAGGCAGCAAUGCUCAGAUCAGGUGUUGUCGGAAACCCGUACCUGGCAGGAGGAUACCUGAUAGGAAGCUCCCUGCUGGGCUUCCUCAUCAUCAUCGGGGCCUUCUUGUACAAUCAACGCAAUCUCAGUCUUUUUAAAAGAUCCUGCAUCAUAUCCUUCACCUGCCAGGAAAACAGCCUCAUGGGUCUUCAACUCGUCUACAGCUGUCUGUUGACUCUGCUCACCAUGGAUGCUCUGAAUCUGAUCGUGGCAAUAAUCUUGGGAGCUACACUGGUUGCAUUGUCCUGCGAUGUAAUCAACUGUGUUCUGGCUGAAAACAUCUGGUUCCUGUCCAGGUGGUUUGGAGUGAUUAUUCAUCUUGUGAACGCCUCGUUGUCCAUCUAUAAUCUGCAUCAGCCACUGAGUGUAGCCAGGGUUCGCAUCGCCUACUCAUUGGUUUCUGUGGUGAUUAUCAUUAUGGUCCCACUUUUUCUGUAUGUCUACAACGUGCCCACAUUCACUUUGGCCGCUUUCAUGUUUCUGUUUGCUCUGUCCAUCAUUGUAGCAUCUAGAAGGCCUACCUUGUCCCCGUCCACUUCCACCCUGAAGAAACUGAUCAUGGUUGUUGCAAUGUGCAACUUCCUGGUUGUCUACGUCCCCACUUUCAUUCUUCAGUGCCUCGUGUACACCGCAGCCAAUGUUACCGACUUAGCGAAUUACCAAAAUAUUUAUUUUAAUGUUCUGUAUUUCACAAACCUUCAUCUCAUUUUCGAUGGACUCCAGUGUGCUUUGUUCCUGAAAUUGCCUUCUGGAGAAGAACAGCAACAGCAGCAACAACAACUGCAAGAGUGGCGCCAACAACAGUGGGAGCCACAACAGCAACAACAGUGGCGUCAACAAGAGCAACAACAGUGGCGUCAACAACAGUGGCAACCACAACAGCAACAACAGUGGCGUCAACAAGAGCAACAACAGUGGCGCCAACAACAGUGGCAACCACAACAGCAACAACAGUGGCAGCCACAACAGCAACAACAGUGGCGCCAACAACAGUGGCAACCACAACAGCAACAACAGUGGCGCCAACAACAGUGGCAACCACAACAGCAACAAAAGCUGGGUUUCCAAAAUGCAGGAUUCACUGGUUCUACAAAUGUAUAUCAAUAAUGAUCAAAAUUAUGUCUCUGCACCAUAAAAAUCAAUGUACAUCCCAACCACUGGUGGAUAACCUAGCGUUGUUUCACAAUUCAGAAUUCUUGCUGUCCUCAUGGAUUGUAUCUGUUGGACAGAAGGGUGCAGCUCCUGCUUUAUUCAUAUAAACCCUGAAAUCACAGAUGAAAAUCACCAUUUCACCCUCUCUGUCUGACUUAAAAUCCAGCAUGAAGCAAGAAGAAAUGUGUAAAUACUUCCAUAAUGUACAGGCAGUGGAGAGCUGUAUAAAAUACAGUUUACGGAAAUAGCAGCAACUUUGAAAACUUUUCAAAAUGAAACAUCUGUUCAAUAUGUUGGUUUGUUCAAUUACUUAAAGGCGGAGGGCACAUCUGAAAUAUGUUGUAGUUCCUACAACGUUUACCUGAUCUGGAUGUAAAUACCUUCAAAAUUAAAGCUGAAAGUCUGUAACUAAAGCACAUCUGGAUUGUUUCAUUUAAUGUCUUGGUCAUUUUUUUGGAUUGGAAAGUGAGGGGGCAAUUACUUUUUCACAUGGACAGUGUUUUCUUCAAAAAAAUAAUAAAAUCAAUCAGUCAAUUGAAAACUGCA
Amphiprion ocellaris (clown anemonefish) is the source of this 1956-nucleotide messenger RNA. RefSeq lists its product as uncharacterized. NCBI's taxonomy places the organism in Eukaryota, Metazoa, Chordata, Actinopteri, Pomacentridae. Bases 184 to 1365 code for a protein of 393 amino acids. The record is from RefSeq and is a predicted model, not a curated record. The transcript is spliced from 3 exons.